GCGGGGUCUUCAGUCGCGGCGGAGCGUGAGGCAAUUUCCAUGGUAACGGAAGCGGCGGUCACCUGACCAGCCGCCAUGUUUAACAUCAAAUUGUUGCUGCUCGGACCCCGAGAGAGUGGAAAAUCUGUUUUGGCAAAUUUUCUGUCAGAUGCAACUGAAGCCAUUGGUGGUGAUUACAGCCCAACACAAGGUGUCAGGAUUCUAGAGUAUGAAUGUCCAAAUGUGAUUGCCAAUGGGAAAAAUAUUGGUUGCGAAGUGGAACUCUGGGACUGCUCUGGUGAUCAGAAGUUUGAGACUUGCUGGCCAGCUUUAAUGAAGGAUUCCAAUGGAGUUGUCAUUGUGUUUAACGUUGAUGUGCCCAGCCACCUGAAGGAAAUUGAGAUGUUCUAUUCCUCCUUUGUACAGCAGCCACGGUUACAUGACUCUCAGUGUCUUCUGGUUGCUCACCAUAAACCCAACUCAGCAACUGGCAAAGGACGGCCUAACCUGGCCCAGCACCUGAACAAAUUGACUUUGAUCCAUUCAAACCUAGAGGAUGAUCCAGAACAAGUGCGCACCGCUUUUCGGCAGUUCUUGGGGGCAGUCGUGAGCUCUCUGUCCGAGAGCAGAGACAAAGAAGAGAUGUCAAUCAUCACCUGAGAACACCAUUGCGACGUUUUCACUGUCUGUAAAGCUUAAAGGAUUGCCAAUUCUUUGUGUUUGCUUUAAUCACAUUCAAAAUAAUUUGAAUUCUGCUUCCCAACAUAGGUGGACUUUUCAUCAGAUCAGUAUCCAACCUGUCUGCAUACACACCAAUCUUAAAAGACAGAAAAGUGCUUCAAAAAGUAUACACAAAUUAGAAAAUAUUUUUGGUGAAACCAGUUAGCAGCAAAUUGGCAAUUUGUGUAGAUUUGCACAUUAUCCACAAUAUUGAUUCUAUACAAUGAUAUUGCAUUUACUCAGGUUAGUGUUUCUACAAGUUGGUUAGUUGUUAAACAAUACAUUGAGUGAGCAGUGUCGUACUUUUUACAGAAUAAACUGGUCAGUGGCAGCAUGCCAUCUUUGAUUCUAGUGGUCAUAUUGCAGAUGAUUCCUAUGAAAGCAAUAUCUGUCUGGCUCUCAAGUAUUUGCAAUAUUUACUUUGAAAUGUGAUUUUAUUAGCAAUUAAUGUCAGGCACAUUCAGAUACUGAAAUUAAACAUUAUCUUUGUGUAUAACUCUGGAUAAGCAAUCAAAAGUCCAAUUUUCCCGACACCUUAAUUGAUGUUUUAAAAAUAUGUUUUGAAAAGGUUGUCUGACUUCUCCUGUGUAAUAAACAUGAAGAUUUUAGCAUGAGUCUGGUUUCUUAAUUAGUUAGUGAAAUAAUAAAACAGGCUGUUAAAUGUUAUUUAUUUAUUCCAUGUAUUUGCCACUGGUAUCUCAUACCUAGCAGUGGCAACUGAAGGAGGUUGAAUGAAUUAAAUUUUUGAUUGUUAUAAAUAAAUGCCUACUUUCACA
This is a messenger RNA of Rhincodon typus (whale shark), 1475 nucleotides long. RefSeq names its product intraflagellar transport 22 homolog (Chlamydomonas) (gene ift22). The record is from RefSeq and is a predicted model, not a curated record. Gene Ontology annotation, cellular component: endomembrane system. The transcript is spliced from 5 exons. Gene Ontology annotation, molecular function: GTPase activity. Gene Ontology annotation, biological process: intracellular protein transport. Bases 76 to 639 code for a protein of 187 amino acids. NCBI's taxonomy places the organism in Eukaryota, Metazoa, Chordata, Chondrichthyes, Orectolobiformes, Rhincodontidae.